ACAGUCGUGAUGUGAAAUCUAACGAGGUCUGGCGGCGCAGUGCUGUAAAAACACUUACUUAAACUCAAAUUAGGGGUUGUAUCCAGAUUUUCUCGCACAUGCAUUUUGUGCACGAGGAAAGAAAUACGUAGAAUCUCUGCGGUCCCAACAUAUUUUUUUCUUUUGGUAAAAUAUGUGACGUUGUCAUUUUAGGAUUACGCCAGUCAAAGGGAUAUGAGCAGGCAGGUUGUGAACAGUCCUGAAACCGUUGCUCCUGGACCCAGUGAAGGUGCGGGAGUUGUAAGAAUCAGCCCCGAAAAUGAGCCGCAGAAUGCCCCAUCGCAAGCCCCUGCCACGAUGGUGAAGCUUCCCCGAUCGCUCUCUAACGACAACAAAACACUUCCCUCCGAAGAACCUAAACCAAAUGGUUUUGAGAGGACCAAAGUCGGGAUCUGCAAGCUCAGCAGCACCCCAGUGCAAGCCAACUCCACCCUCCGGAGGGAAUCUGUGGAAACCUUUCCGUGCAAACACACCCCUGGGGCAGGGGCCGCCGGGCAAGGUGCCAUCCCUCCCUGCAAAAUUCCCGCUUUGCAAAGCACAGACGGGGACGCUAACCUAACCCUUGGUAAGAGCACACUGGAGCAAAACAACGCCAAAGGCGCCUGGGUGACCUUGAGCCAGAGCACCGUAGUACUGGGCACAGAUGGCAACACUUCUGUUCUUCCUGGCAGAGUGGAGGGGGAAGACGAUGUAGGGGAUGAAAAUAAAGCCCGAGGGAACUGGUCUAGCAAGCUGGAUUUCAUCCUCUCCAUGGUGGGUUAUGCAGUGGGGCUGGGCAAUGUCUGGAGGUUCCCGUACCUGGCCUUUAAGAAUGGGGGAGGUGCGUUUCUCAUCCCCUAUUUGAUGAUGUUGGCUCUAGCUGGGAUCCCCAUUUUCUUCCUGGAAGUCUCCCUGGGGCAGUUUGCUAGUCAGGGGCCCGUGUCGGUCUGGAAAGCCAUCCCCGCCCUGCAAGGCUGCGGCAUUGCGAUGCUGAUCAUCUCGGUUCUAAUAGCCAUAUAUUAUAAUAUUAUUCUGUGCUACACACUUUUCUACCUUUUUGCGUCCUUUGUACCUGUGCUACCUUGGGCGUCCUGUAACAACCCGUGGAACACGCCGGACUGUAAAGAUAAAAACAAACUUUUGUUAGAUUCCUGCAUUGUUGGUGACCACCCAAAAAUCCAAAUCAAGAACUCUACUUUCUGUAUGAGUGCCUAUCCAAACUUGACUAUGGUUAACUUCACCAGUGAAGGGAACAAAACGUUUGUCAGUGGAAGUGAAGAAUACUUCAAGUACUUUGUAUUGAAGAUUUCAGCAGGGAUUGAAUAUCCUGGUGAGAUCAGAUGGCCCUUGGCACUGUCUCUUUUCCUAGCCUGGGUGAUUGUAUAUGCCUCCCUUGCUAAAGGAAUCAAGUCAUCGGGAAAAGUGGUGUACUUCACAGCUACAUUCCCAUAUGUAGUUCUCAUCAUCCUCCUUAUAAGAGGAGUAACUCUGCCCGGAGCUGGAGCUGGGAUCUGGUACUUCAUCACGCCCAAGUGGGAGAAGCUAAUUGAUGCUAUGGUUUGGAAGGAUGCUGCCACUCAGAUAUUCUUCUCCUUAUCUGCAGCAUGGGGAGGUCUAAUUACUCUUUCUUCUUACAACAAAUUCCAUAAUAAUUGCUACAGGGACACGUUGAUAGUCACAUGUACCAACAGUGCCACGAGUAUAUUUGCAGGCUUUGUCAUCUUCUCAGUUAUUGGCUUCAUGGCGAAUGAGCUCAAAGUGAAUAUUGAAGCUGUGGCAGACCAAGGUCCUGGAAUUGCUUUUGUGGUUUACCCAGAAGCCUUAACCAGGCUUCCCCUCUCUCCCUUCUGGGCUAUAAUAUUCUUUUUGAUGCUUCUGACACUUGGAUUGGACACUAUGUUUGCCACUAUCGAGACCAUAGUGACCUCUGUUUCGGAUGAGUUCCCCAAAUACUUACGGACACACAAGGCACUGUUCACUCUUGGGUGCUGCAUCUCCUUUUUCAUCAUGGGAUUUCCUAUGAUCACUCAGGGUGGAAUGUAUAUGUUACAGCUUGUGGACACUUAUGCAGCUUCUUACUCUCUUGUAAUCAUUGCCAUUUUUGAGCUUGUUGGAGUUUCCUAUAUAUAUGGAUUGCAAAGAUUUUGUGAAGAUAUCGAAAUGAUGAUUGGAUUCCAGCCGAGUAAAUUCUGGAGAGUCUGUUGGGCAUUUGUGACCCCAACUAUUUUAACAUUUAUUCUUUGCUUCAGUUUUUACCAAUGGGAACCGAUGACUUAUGGAGCUUACCACUAUCCUGGUUGGUCCAUGGUGCUCGGGUGGCUGAUGCUGGCCUGCUCUGUUAUCUGGAUCCCAGUUAUGUUUGUGAUAAAAAUGCAUCUGGCUCCGGGCAAAUUUAUUGAGCGACUCAAGUUGGUGUGCUCUCCGCAGCCAGACUGGGGUCCGUUUUUGGCCAAGCACCGCGGUGAACGUUACAUGAACAUGAUUGACCCACUGGGAACCUCUUCCCUGGGACUUAAACUGCCAGUGAAGGAUAUAGAACUGGGGACACAAUGCUAAUAAUUAUCACAUGCGUGGCGAUAACAUUGUCAGACUUUUCUGCUUUAUUCAUUUAUUUUUUUUCAUUUUGUUUUGCCACUGUUUCUUUUCUUUUUCGCAGUGCCUGGAAGUGGUUGCUCAGGACAGUAGGAUCUCCUGUUGCAUGCCAUAAGGAAGACCUAUCGAGACCACUUCCAGGUGCAGGGGAUGCCCAUGACGUGUUCUGUACCCGGUGAAAUAGCAGAAGCGUAUUGUGCGGUGGGUGACAUUGCAGAUUUUUUCAGGCCGUGUAGGAAUAAACAAAACACAAGGGAAAAAUCUUAUAAGGAACUGAAGUGUGCAAUCUGACCUGUUCCACACAAGCAGCCUUGUAACAGGUAGCUGUGAUGGGACAGGGGUUUUGUUACCAGUGUAAUCAAAGGGAAGUUCAGCCCUUGGAAGGGAUGGAAGUGAGCAAAGAAGGGGAUCUCCUGCAGUCCUGGUAGAAAUCCAGAAUAAGGCUCUCGUAGCAAGCGGGGUCGCUUUGUCUACACUGACAGCAGACCCUGACUCGUGUCUGUGCAAUUCUUCUAUGAUUUACACUAACUUUGAGGACUUGUUAUCUAAAUGAGCAGAGACCCUUUAAACAGCACACCAGGAAGCAAUAUGUGGGAUCAGAACAGAAACACCAUGAUCCAUUUGAUCUUUUCAAGUAGAAAAAUAAAAAUGUAAAGAACU
This is a messenger RNA of Columba livia (rock pigeon), 3270 nucleotides long. It is a transcript of the gene SLC6A5, whose product is annotated as solute carrier family 6 member 5. The transcript is spliced from 15 exons. Lineage: Eukaryota; Metazoa; Chordata; Aves; Columbiformes; Columbidae. Gene Ontology annotation, molecular function: glycine:sodium symporter activity. Gene Ontology annotation, cellular component: plasma membrane. Gene Ontology annotation, biological process: sodium ion transmembrane transport; glycine import across plasma membrane; synaptic transmission, glycinergic. The coding region runs from base 214 to 2574 and encodes 786 amino acids. The record is from RefSeq and is a predicted model, not a curated record.